Messenger RNA from Perognathus longimembris pacificus (Pacific pocket mouse), 5308 nucleotides. It is a transcript of the gene Ercc6l2, whose product is annotated as ERCC excision repair 6 like 2. The transcript is spliced from 19 exons. Gene Ontology annotation, molecular function: ATP binding; ATP-dependent chromatin remodeler activity. NCBI's taxonomy places the organism in Eukaryota, Metazoa, Chordata, Mammalia, Rodentia, Heteromyidae. The coding region runs from base 334 to 4998 and encodes 1554 amino acids. The record is from RefSeq and is a predicted model, not a curated record.
UAGCCGGAAGCUCGGUACGGAAAGGGAGACCCGAGGUGGCGGUGGCUGGCACCGGUCCCUCCCCCGCGGUCGGUCGAAACGACGAGGUGGACACCCCCUUGCCAGUUUCACACAGCUUCCUGCGGCUCCGGUGUUGCCAUUCCUCUCCAGGCUCCCUCAGGCGCCACCUUUGUGUCCUUCUCCUCCCCGUGCCUUCAGGCCCCAUCGGGGCGAUGGUGGGAGGGCGGCGGGGGGUGGUGUGGGCCGCAGUAGGCCCGCCCGUCUCCCCUCCUUUCCCCGCCGCUCGCAGGGUUGUGAGUGCUGCUGGGCCGCUGGGCCCCUCCCCCAGGCCAGAUGGAUCCUUCGUUCCCGAAGCCCCCCGCGGGAACGGCCCGCAAAGAUAUGUGGCAUCCAGGAGAAAGAUGUCUUGCUCCUUCUCCUGAUAAUGAAAAACUUUGUGAAGCUAGUAUAAAAUCUAUCACCUUGGAUGAAAAUGGGAAAUCAUUUGCAGUUAUCUUAUAUUCAGAUUUUCAAGAAAGGAAAAUACCUCUUAAAAGACUUCAAGAAGUAAAAUCUACUAAGGAAUGCCCCAGAAAUUUUAUAUUUGAUGAUGAAGAUUUAGAAAAACCUUAUUUCCCAAACCGAAAAUUUCCGUCAUCUUCUAAGGCUUUUAAAUUAUCUGAAGAUGGAGACUCGAUUCCUUAUACUAUUAAUAGGUAUUUGAGAGACUACCAAAGGGAAGGAGCCCAGUUUCUUUAUGGACACUACAUCCAAGGAAGAGGGUGUAUUCUUGGUGAUGACAUGGGACUUGGAAAAACAGUACAGGUCAUCUCAUUUCUGGCAGCAGUUUUGCAUAAGAAGGGAACUCGUGAAGAUAUUGUGAAUAAUAUGCCAGAGUUUUUACUAAGAAGUAUGAAAAGGGAACCUUCUUGUAUAGCAAAAAAGAUGUUCUUAAUAGUUGCUCCUCUUUCUGUCCUCUACAACUGGAAAGAUGAAUUGGAUACCUGGGGAUAUUUCAGACUUACUGUUUUACAUGGUAACAAAAAAGACAAUGAACUGAUUCGUGUAAAGCAGCAGAAAUGUGAAGUUGCUCUAAUAACUUAUGAAACACUACGAUUAUAUUUGGAUGAACUUAACAGUUUGGAAUGGUCGGCUGUCAUUGUGGAUGAAGCACAUAGAAUCAAGAAUCCGAAGGCGAGAGUAACAGAAGUUAUGAAAGCUUUGCGUUGUAAUGUCCGCAUCGGCCUCACUGGGACCAUUCUUCAGAAUAGCAUGAAGGAACUGUGGUGUGUUAUGGACUGGGCUGUGCCAGGACUUCUAGGUACCAGGAUCCACUUCAAAAAGCAAUUUUCUGACCCAGUAGAACAUGGUCAGAGACACACAGCAACGAAAAGAGAAUUAGCUACUGGCCGAAAAGCCAUGCAGAUGCUUGCAAAGAGGAUGUCUGGCUGGUUUCUUAGGCGUACUAAGACUCUUAUCAAGGAUCAAUUGCCUAAGAAGGAAGACAGGAUAGUUUAUUGUUCUUUGACAGAUUUCCAGAAAGCUGUCUAUCAGACUGUGUUAGAAACAGAAGAUGUGACUUUGAUACUUCAGUCCUCUCAGCCCUGUACCUGUAACAGUGGCCGAAGAAGACGAUAUUGUUGCUAUAAGACCAAUUCUCGUGGUGAAACAGUGAAAAGCCUGUAUCUCAGUUACCUUACAGUCCUCCAGAAGGUAGCCAACCACGUGGCGCUGCUGCAAGCUGCUGGUACCUCCAAACAUCAGGAAACACUUAUCAAAAGGAUAUGUGAUGAGGUAUUUUCCAGAUUCCCGGAUUUUGUGCAGAAAAGCAAAAGUGCAGCCUUUGAAACACUUUCUGAUCCUAAAUACAGUGGGAAAAUGAAGGUCCUUCAGCAGCUUUUAAGUCACUUCAGGAAAAACAGAGAUAAAGUUCUUCUCUUCUCCUUUUCCACCAAGCUGCUUGAUGUGUUGCAGCAGUACUGUGAGGCCUCAGGGCUUGACUAUAGGAGACUUGAUGGAAGCACAAAGUCAGAAGAGAGACUCAAGAUCGUGAAAGAGUUCAACAGUACAUACGAUAUCAACAUUUGUCUUGUCUCUACCAUGGCUGGUGGACUAGGCCUCAAUUUUGUUGGUGCCAAUGUUGUUAUAUUGUUUGAUCCAACCUGGAAUCCAGCCAAUGAUCUUCAAGCCAUUGACAGAGCAUAUAGGAUUGGACAGUGCAGAGAUGUAAAAGUGCUUAGGCUGAUUUCCUUGGGAACUGUGGAGGAAAUCAUGUAUUUGCGACAGGUAUACAAGCAGCAACUUCACUGUGUGGUGGUGGGAAGUGAAAAUGCCAAGCGAUACUUUGAAGCCGUUCAAGGAUCAAAAGAACACCGAGGAGAACUUUUUGGGAUCUAUAACCUCUUCAAGUUAAGAUCCCAAGGGUCUUGUCUUACAAAGGACAUCCUAGAGAGAGAAGGCCAAGUAGAAGCGGGGAUCAUGACAGCCACAACAUGGUUGAAAGAAGGACCUUCAGAACACAAAAUAGAAACACCCAGGGAGUCUGACUGUCAAGAACCCAGAGGGCUAGAAGAACCUGCAGAGCCACUGGCAGCUGAAAUGUGUGACCUGUGCAGUGACUUUAGUGAUGAGGAAUCCAUGGGAACCUCAACAACGAGGACUGCUAAACACAAAGUAUCCUAUGCAAGUAAAGCUUCUGGCUCUUCAGGACAGCUCACCUUAUUCCAGUGUGGUUUCUCUAAAUUGUUUGAGGCCAGAUGUCAAGUUCCUGAGGACAGUGAUGGGAAUAACACCUCUGGUGGUGGAAGUUCUGAUGAGCAGCCCACCCUCCCCUCAGCAGUUGCCAGAGAUGCUGCUUGUCAGAAAACUCAGGAUUCUGUUUCUGCAUCGAAACACCAGAACUUAGGUACCAUCCUAAAUCCACAGGAAAAUUGUACUUCUAAGGAAAGCAGGAUUUUAGAACAGAACAUUUCUUCUGAGUCUAAUGAAAAAAAUUUUCAAACUAUUGUUGGACGUAAUUGCAUUUUACAGAAUGACACAGAAUCAGAGGACAGUGAUGUUAUCUUUCCCACACAAUAUAAAACACAGAGAUUCCCUAACAAUCGCAUAAGGCUUAUGCCAUUCCUGGGAUCUGAAGAUUCUGGAACAGAAAACCCUGUAAAGAUCAGAAAUAGUCAUCAUGGCAAAAAGAAGGGUGACAGAGGAAAUGGAUCAAGUUCAAAAAACUUAAAUGCCACAAACAUGACACUGAGAUCUAUUACAGAAAGAAAAGACACUGGUAAUAUUAGUGAUGAAUCUGAUGACAUUGAAAUUUCCUCCAAUUCAAGAGAAAGAAAGAAGAUAGCUACUAGUUCAUUAAAGUUAAAGAAGGAAAACAGAAGGAAACUUGACUACAUUUCUAAAACAAUGAAGAAAACAAACCAACUGUGUGCACCGGAUGAGGGUCCUAACUCUCAGCUUAUUGAGGCUUUUUCAUCCUCAGAUGAUGAGUUAUCUGCCAGCCACUUCUGUCUCACCAAACAGAGCCAUAGAGAAAAAACUAUGAAAGACAAAAUUACUUCCUCUUCAAAACUGCUUAGCCAUAAGAAAAACAAUACUUUCAGACCAAGAAAAGCAGUGACAUUUUCAAAUGAAGGUUUUGUCACUCAAGAGCACAUGUGUGAAUCCAUGGAUAAAAUUUUAGAUGGUGUUCAGGAAGUAGCUUACAUUCAUUCAAACCAGAAUGUGAUUGGAUCGAGCAAAGCUGAAAAUUGUAUGAGUCGAUGGGCAGCCCGUGAUGUAUUUGAGCUGAAGCAAUUUUCCCAGCUCCCUGCUAACAUAGCCGUUUGCAGUUCUAAGACAUAUGAAGAAGAAGUAAGUACAGAUAGAGUGGCACAUGCAAAGAAAGGCCCUCAACCAAAUGAAGGUAACAAUUCAUUUCCUCUCUACCUGGCAUACCCCAUAAGCCAAAGGAAGAAACAAGUCCACCGGACAGACCAGACUACCUUCAUAAUUGGAGAAACACCAAAAGGAAUCCGCAGAAAACAAUUUGAAGAAAUGGCUUCUUAUUAUAACUUACAUUCAGCAAAGGAAUUUGCUAAAUGUAUAGCUGAUGCCACAUCAGAAGAAAGACAGAAAAUGCUGAGGAACUUUUAUAUUUCUCAGUAUCCAGAAGUCAAAGAACUUUUUGAGGAGUCUGCUUCUGUAUCCCCUGGAUCUACCCACAAGGAAGGAGAGAGAGUCAGAAAUGAAAUCAAAGAAAGAAAAUCUGUCAAAGAAAGGCUGCCAGAUUCUAAACGUCUAACAUUUAAUGAUUCCACCAAAAAUAUUUCUCAAAUUUGUAACCUAAAAAUGCAUAAAAGAGAAGCAAUUAAAUGUCAUAAAGAUGUUUCUCAUGAAGAAGGGGUACUGAUGAAGAAACUAAGUUCUAGUGAUAAAGAAACUAAGAAAUUACCUAUGAGCCCCACUGGAGAGACUCAGAGUGGGAAAAACAGCCAAAUACCUGAAGACCCUGUAGCCUCCUGCUCUCUGAACAGGAAGUCAGAAGCACAUGAGAAAAAGUUGAAAAACACCAUGGAAAACCAACAGCCACCCUCACAAACCAACCUCACAAGAAUGGAUGUUUCAAGAAAUGGAUCCCUGUUCAAGUUGGAAAAUAAAAAUGUAGACAAUCCAGUGUUCGGAAGCCCUUCUGUGGAAGGCUUACUUGGUGACACCUCUAUUCUUGAUGACCUCUUUAAAAGUCACGGGAACAGUCCCACACGACUGCCAAAGAAAGUUCUUUCAAGGACCAUGGAAAAAGCGAAACAGAGGCCAAAAGACUUCUGGGACAUCUUGAAUGAGCAGAAUGAUGACAGUCUUAACAAACUCACCGACUUGGCAGUGAUAGAGACUCUAUGUGAAAAAGCACCCCUUGCUGUGUCCUCCAAAAGGAAAGCAGAGCUGGAAACUUCCCUUUGGAAAUCCAAUGAGAAGUUUUUGUGGAAGACAUUCAACUCAAGUGAUACAGAUGAAAACACAACCAAUCCACAGAGAGAGUAAUGCAUACAUAUGCCAGGGAAUUAGUUCACAUGGGAACUGCUGCCAUGAAUGUUUACAGCACUGUGUGUGGUAUGUGAGUUUGUAGAUACAGUUACACAAUGGUGGUAUUCACUUGAAUGGUUGUUAACAUCUAUAAUGUUAUCAUGGAUUUGUCUUCCUCUAUAUCAGAUUUGAUAUUUAAAGAAAUCACUAUCAUAGGUCUGGAGGCAUAAUUUAAGUGGGAGAACACUUGUCUAGGAAGGAAUGUCCCUCAGCACUGCAUAAAAUAAAAGUAAAAUGAGAUUGUAUUAUAACAUAAACCUCUUCUGAA